This is a messenger RNA of Lolium perenne, 724 nucleotides long. RefSeq names its product histone H2A.4. The record is from RefSeq and is a predicted model, not a curated record. Gene Ontology annotation, molecular function: structural constituent of chromatin; protein heterodimerization activity; DNA binding. Lineage: Eukaryota; Viridiplantae; Streptophyta; Magnoliopsida; Poales; Poaceae. Gene Ontology annotation, cellular component: nucleosome.
CCGCAGCCUCCUCGCUCCCGUCGUUCACCUCCCACCUCCGUCGCUCAGAUGGCCGGCCGCGGGAAGGCAAUCGGCGCCGGCGCCGCCAAGAAGGCCACGUCCAGGAGCUCCAAGGCCGGCCUCCAGUUCCCCGUCGGCAGGAUCGCCAGGUUCCUCAAGGCCGGCAAGUACGCCGAGCGCGUCGGCGCCGGCGCCCCCGUCUACCUCGCCGCCGUCCUCGAGUACCUCGCCGCUGAGGUCCUUGAGCUGGCCGGCAACGCCGCGAGGGACAACAAGAAGACCCGCAUCGUGCCGCGCCACAUCCAGCUCGCCGUCCGCAACGACGAGGAGCUCACGAAGCUGCUCGGCGGCGCCACCAUCGCCAGCGGCGGCGUCAUGCCCAACAUCCACCAGCACCUGCUCCCCAAGAAGGCUUCUUCCUCCAAGGCAUCCAACGUCGAUGACGACGACAACUGAAGCCACCCCCACCCUUGCCAUGGACUGCGUCUCAUCAGAAGAGGAAUCUCGUUCGGUAGGAUUUAGUGUCGUGGUUCUCAGCCUAGUCCUGAUGUCUUCCGGCGUCUAGGGAGCUCUAGUUGUUGGUUGGAUUGUUUGGGGCCCUGAUGGCUGUGAAUAUGGCAAACAAAAUUUUCGGGUGCUUAUCUCGGAUGUAAGCCUGGUUGUUUAUUUUGCAUCUGUUUCAAUGUGCUCAAGAAAUGACAAGGAGCUCUACUCUUUAAGCUUA